Molecule: messenger RNA, 666 nt
Organism: Lathyrus sativus (Indian pea)
Lineage: Eukaryota; Viridiplantae; Streptophyta; Magnoliopsida; Fabales; Fabaceae
Source: the annotation of a GenBank genome assembly
AUGCAACAACAAGUGGCAUCAGAAGUUCAACAUCACCAACUCAAGAAAAAGAACCAAGAAACACAGAUGUGUAGAAAACUCAAACUCAGUAUCACUGAUCACAACAACCUCAAACUCACUACCACCGUUGAUGAUGACGAUGAUGUUUGCGACAAAAUUGACGGCGAGGAUCUCUUCAUUCCACCUCUCAAUUUUUCUAUGGUUGAUAACGGCAUUUUCCGUUCCGGUUUCCCUGAGCCUUCCAACUUCUCUUUCCUCAAAACCCUUGGCCUCCGUUCCAUCAUAUAUUUGUGCCCUGAACCAUAUCCAGAAGCUAACAUGGAGUUUCUCAAGUCAAAUGGAAUCAAGCUUUUUCACUUUGGAAUUGAGGGUCAUAAGGAGCCUUUUGUAAACAUCCCCGACGACACUAUUCGGGAAGCCCUAAAAGUUCUUCUUGAUGUAAGGAACCACCCGGUUAUAAUUCACUGUAAGCGAGGAAAGCACCGAACAGGUUGUUUAGUCGGAUGCUAUAGAAAGCUCCAAAAAUGGUGCUUGUCAUCUGUUUUCGACGAGUACCAACGUUUUGCAGCUGCAAAAGCGCGAGUUUCGGAUCAGAGGUUUGUAGAGUUGUUUGACAUUUCAAGCUUGAAGCAUUUGCCUAUACCAUUUUCAUAUUUGAAGAGGUAA